AACCGAUUCAACUUCCUCCUUCCCCCCCUUCAAUAACUACCAAAAAACAACAAUGGCGGCCUCCUUCCCUCUCCUCUCCGUUCUGAUCACAUUCAUCACCACUUACUUAGCCACAUCAGCUUCCCCGGCCGCCGCGGUGGCCGCCCAGUACAGCGUCACCAGCUACGGCGCCAGGCCCGACGGCAGGACCGACUCCACCAGGGCUUUCCUCGCCGCCUGGAACAAAGCCUGCAGCUCCCCGUCUCCGGCCACCAUCUACGUCCCCGCCGGAACGUUCUACCUCAAGAACGUCGCCUUCCAGGGCCCAUGCAAGUCCACCUCCAUCGCGUUCCUCGUCGACGGCACCCUCCUCGCCCCGUCCGAUUACGGAGUAAUCGGACCCGUCGGGAACUGGAUCAUGUUCCAUGCCGUCGAUGGUGUCACCGUCUCCGGUGGCACCCUCGACGGCCAGGGCAAGGGCCUCUGGGCCUGUAAGGCCUCCGGAAAGUCCUGCCCUCAGGGCGCCACGACCUUGGAAUUCAGCAAUUCGAAGAACAUACAGAUCAACGGCGUAGCAUCACUGAACAGCCAGCUGUUCCACAUCGUGAUCAACGGCUGCCAGAACGUGAAGGUACAGGGCGUACGUGUGACGGCCGCAGGGGAUAGCCCCAACACGGACGGGAUCCACGUGCAGGAAUCCAACGGCAUGACGAUCCUCAACUCGCGGAUCGGGACGGGUGACGACUGCAUAUCCAUUGGGCCUGGGGCGACCAACCUGUGGAUCGAGGGCGUCUCUUGUGGGCCGGGCCACGGGAUCAGCAUCGGCAGCCUGGGUAAAGAAUUCCACGAGGCCGGGGUCCAGAACGUGACCGUCAGGACCGUCACGUUCACGGGGACGGAGAACGGCGUCAGGAUCAAGUCGUGGGGCAGGCCCAGCACCGGGUUCGCGAGAAACGUGCUGUUCCAGCACGCCGUUAUGAAUAACGUCCAGAACCCGAUCGUGAUUGACCAGAACUACUGCCCGGGGGAGAAGAACUGCCCCGGUCAGGAUUCCGGGGUUAAAGUGAGCGACGUUACGUACCAGGACAUUCACGGGUCGUCGCAGACGGAGGUCGCCGUUAAGUUCACGUGCAGUAAGGCGAGCCCUUGUACUGGGAUCAGGAUGGAGGAUGUGAAGCUUAGCUACAAGAAUAAGGUGGCCGGAUCGUCGUGUCAGAACGCCGACGGGACGGCUUCCGGCGUCGUUCAGCCAGGGAGCUGCUUGUAGAGAGUGGAGGCAGGCGAGCAUGGACACAUGGGAAAAAGUUGACGGGCGGCUGAAGAUUAUUCAUAUAUUUAUAUAUACAUAUAUAUAGGUUUAUACUCUAUACAACAAAAUAUAUAUACUUGCAAAGGGGAAGGAUAAUUUUCCAUAUAUAGUUAUACUUUACACAAAGUUAUGGUUUGUAAUAAUAUAAGUUAUUAUUGAUUAUAUGAGAGGUAAUUGGGAUGUUAUAGAUUGGUACUGGUUUAGAAGUGUGAGUUCACGUGUUUGACCUAUUUCGAGGCUAGUUGUGAUGUUUUUCGAAGACACUAAAAUAGGAUCUUAGUGGAUGGCCUAAACGACUCAAGCAGGUGAGCCCGCAUAUUUGAUCUCACUCCGCCAUCACUCAAGCUGUGUGUGCGCUGGGA
This is a messenger RNA of Linum tenue, 1650 nucleotides long. The record is from the annotation of a GenBank genome assembly. Lineage: Eukaryota; Viridiplantae; Streptophyta; Magnoliopsida; Malpighiales; Linaceae.